AUGGCAACGAUGAACGGAGAAAAUGUUAUGACAGUCGUGGGAACUGGUGGUGGUAAGACUUUGAUGUAUCUCUUACCUGCUGUAAUUUCUUCCAAUAUCACUUUGGUAGUUUCUCCCACAUUGUCACUAAUAGAUGACGUGCUUGGUAGAUGUCAUAAUCUCUGCAUAUCAGCAUGUAAAUUUACUGGAGAAGUUCCAAAGGAAUUACAAUACAGCCAGCAGUUGAAUAUAAAACAAUUUAAGAUUGUUCUUGGAACACCUGAAAUGCUCAAGGAAGGAGAAUUCAACAGCACUGACAUGCCCAUGAUUGAGAAAAAAGAAAUAGAAAGGAUCGUGUUUGAUGAAGCACAUACAAUU
Messenger RNA from Paramuricea clavata, 357 nucleotides. The record is from the annotation of a GenBank genome assembly. NCBI's taxonomy places the organism in Eukaryota, Metazoa, Cnidaria, Anthozoa, Malacalcyonacea, Plexauridae.